Rhinolophus ferrumequinum (greater horseshoe bat) is the source of this 1487-nucleotide messenger RNA. RefSeq names its product UBA like domain containing 2 (gene UBALD2). The record is from RefSeq and is a predicted model, not a curated record. The transcript is spliced from 3 exons. Gene Ontology annotation, molecular function: protein binding. Lineage: Eukaryota; Metazoa; Chordata; Mammalia; Chiroptera; Rhinolophidae. Bases 266 to 769 code for a protein of 167 amino acids.
ACCGAACCUCCGCACCGACCGAGGAGCCUACCGAGUGGCGCGGGCCAAUCAGCGGCGGCGACUCGCGGCCCCCGAACGUUGGGACACGGCCCCGCCCCGCGCUGUUGUUUGUGUGUCGGUGGCCGCGGGAGCCGGACCACAACACUAGUCCCGCGGGCGGCGGGGCGGCGAGGGUCCGGAGGCCGCGGGCGGCGGCGAGUGCGAUCCGAAGGCGGCAGGCCUCCCGCGGCCGCCGAGCCCGAUAGCGCGCCGCGCGAUCGGAGCUAUGUCGGUGAACAUGGAUGAGCUGCGGCACCAGGUCAUGAUCAACCAGUUCGUUCUGGCCGCUGGCUGCGCGGCCGACCAGGCGAAGCAGCUGCUGCAGGCGGCCCACUGGCAGUUCGAGACCGCCCUGAGCACGUUUUUCCAAGAAACCAACAUUCCCAACAGCCACCAUCACCACCAGAUGCAGAUGUGCACCCCCAGCAACACACCAGCCACGCCGCCCAACUUCCCCGACGCCCUGGCCAUGUUCUCCAAGCUGCGCGCCUCCGAGGGCCUGCAGACCGGCAACAGCCCCAUGACGGCCGUAGCCUGCUCCCCUCCUGCAAACUUCAGCCCUUUCUGGGCCUCGUCACCGCCCAGCCACCAGGCCGCCUGGAUCCCACCCUCCUCCCCAACGGCCCACAGCUUCCACCACCUCCACCACCCACAGCCCACGUGGCCCCCCGGACCACAGCAGGGGGGCACCCAGCAGAAAGCCAUGGCUGCAGUGGAUGGCCAGAGAUGAGACUGGAUGCUGCUGGGCGCUAGGCUGGAGCUGGGGGCAGUCCGGGGUCGUGGGGACACAGGAGGGCCGGGGUGGGGGGCUGGAGCGGGCGGGGGUUUCCUGAAGAUCGCACUGGAAGAUUUUAUAAAAGAAUUUUUGGGGGUGGGGGGUACAGUAAACCUCCUGAGCCACUUGGGUCCUUCAGGAGUUUCUCUUCAGGCAAGUUUUUUCUCUUUUUAAUAUAUAACUAUAAUAUAUAUGAAUAUAUAAAUAUAACUAAUGUAUGUGAGAAUGGGGCUGGCUGGCCUGGGUAUUGGGGUCAGAGGGAAAGGACCUGCGGUCAGCACCCCUUCCUGUGCCCCGUCCCCAUCCGAGGGCAGGUGCUUCAAAGCCAGGUGGCAAGAUGUUGCAGGCACCAGAUGUCUGCUAGCCACCUCCUUCCAAAGGCCAUGCCUUCUGGAAUGGGGAGGAGAGGACCCUCCCCCCAGCUCCACUCUAAGUAGGGGCUGCUGGAUGGGCUCCCAAAGAUGUGGGGGCCUCUUUGCCAUUACGAGGCAUCCCCACCCCCAGUUGGUGGCUGGGGUCAAAGGCCCAGGCUCUGCGUGGGGUUUGCCUCGAUGGCUUCCCUGUCCCCCGUAGGGUCCUGGCCAAGCUUGCCUUUGGAUUUAGUUCCCAAAUCAAUCAUCUCACCAGGGUAAAAUUUUAAUUUAAGAACUUAAAAAGAGACUUUUCUAACUUC